Messenger RNA from Aegilops tauschii subsp. strangulata, 508 nucleotides. Its product is annotated as mitochondrial import receptor subunit TOM6 homolog. NCBI's taxonomy places the organism in Eukaryota, Viridiplantae, Streptophyta, Magnoliopsida, Poales, Poaceae. Gene Ontology annotation, cellular component: mitochondrial outer membrane translocase complex. The record is from RefSeq and is a predicted model, not a curated record.
AGAGCCACCGCAAUCGCAUCGUGCUAGGGUUUAAGCAGCAGCAGCAGCAGCCUCGCCGCCUCCAGAUCCCCAACCCAAACCCUCGAACCCUCGAAUCCGGAGAGGAACUCGCCGCCGACGACAGCCAAGAUGUUUCUCGGCGCGAUGCCCCGGAAGCCGAGCAAGGAGGCGGCGUACAAGGAGCUGCGCUUGCACCUCAGCAUCAUGGCGGGCUGCAUCGCCGUCAUCCGCGCCGCCCCCUACAUCCUCCACUACCUCACCCGCGAGCCCGGCAUGACGGAGCUCAAGCUCGAGCUCUAGGGCGGCCCCGCUGCCCCCCCCGCCCCCUGAGGUGCGACUGGGAUGUUGAAGUUGCUCUCAGGAUCAGGCUUUGAAGUACCUUGUGAAACAUGAAAUUAGUUUUCCUUUAGUAUUUCGUCUUUCUAUAGCGUGAGAAUUCAAUGACAGUGUCUGCAUAAACUCGGUUGGUAAUGAUUACCACUGCCCUGGCAACUUUGUGGAUUUUUAA